Solanum dulcamara is the source of this 2676-nucleotide messenger RNA. Its product is annotated as BEL1-like homeodomain protein 1. The record is from RefSeq and is a predicted model, not a curated record. The transcript has 5 exons. Lineage: Eukaryota; Viridiplantae; Streptophyta; Magnoliopsida; Solanales; Solanaceae. Bases 191 to 2245 code for a protein of 684 amino acids. Gene Ontology annotation, molecular function: RNA polymerase II cis-regulatory region sequence-specific DNA binding; DNA-binding transcription factor activity, RNA polymerase II-specific. Gene Ontology annotation, biological process: regulation of transcription by RNA polymerase II.
UUGAAGAGAUAUGAGUAUGCAGAGAGAAAAAUAAUAGAUCAGUCUGACAAGAAGGCAACUUCUCAAAGCUUAGAGAGCUACCACCCAAAGAUAGACAGUUAGUUACAUGUGUGUGUAGUAGCAUAGAUAAAAGGAGAAUUUCAAAGAAAAAGAAAGGAUUUUGGUGUACGGUAAAAAUUAUCUUGCAGCUAUGUACUAUCAAGAAACCUCGGAUAAUAAUAUACAAGCUGAUCAUCAUCAUCAUGCGAACAAUAAUAAUAAUAUUCAGACACUUUAUCUGAUGAACCCUAACAGUUAUAUGCAAGGCUACACUACUACUGACACACAGCAGCAGCAGCAGCAGCAGUUGUUUUUCUUGAAUUCUUCCCCAGCAAGCAACAACGCGCUUAACCCAGCGAAUAUACCCCACGCGCCGCUGCAACAGCAGCAGCACUUCGUUGGCGUGCCUCUUCCGGCAGUUAGUUUGCACGAUCAGAUCAAUCAUCAUGGACUUAUCCAGCGUAUGUGGAACAACCAAGAUCAAUCUCAGCAGGUGAUAGUACCGUCGUCCACGGUGGUUUCCACCACGGACUUGGCCUCUCAAUUGGCGUUUCAGAGGCCGAUGGUGGUGUCUCCGACACUACAACACCGACAACAACAACAAGGUGGUCUAUCACUAAGCCUUUCUCCUCAACAACAACGACAAAUUAGUUUCAAUAACAAUAUGUCGUCAUCAUCACCAAGGACAAAUAAUGUUACUAUUAGAGGAACAUUAGAUGGAAGUUCUAGCAACAUGGUUUUAGGCUCUAAGUACUUGAAAGCAGCACAAGAGCUUCUUGAUGAAGUUGUUAAUAUUGUUGGAAAAAGCAUCAAAGGAGAUGAUCAAAAGAAGGAAAAUUCAAUGAAUAAAGAAUCAAUGCUUUUGGCUAGUGAUAUCAACACUAGUAGUGGUACUGGUGGUGGUGAAAGUAGCAGCAGGCAGAAAAAUGAAGCUGCUGUUGAGCUUACAACUGCUCAAAGACAAGAACUUCAAAUUAAAAAAGCCAAGCUUCUUACUAUGCUUGAAGAGGUGGAACAAAGGUACAGACAGUACCAUCACCAAAUGCAAAUAAUUGUAACAUCAUUUGAGCAAGUAGCAGGAAUUGGAUCAGCCAAAUCAUACACUCAACUGGCUUUGCAUGCAAUUUCGAAGCAAUUCCGAUGCCUAAAGGAUGCAAUUGCUGAGCAAAUAAAGGCCACGAGCAAGAGUCUAGGUGAAGAAGAAGUCUUAGGAGGGAAAAUAGAAGGCUCAAGACUCAAAUUUGUAGACCAUCAUCUAAGGCAACAACGCGCGCUGCAACAGCUAGGAAUGAUGCAACCAAAUGCUUGGAGACCCCAAAGAGGUUUACCUGAAAGGGCUGUAUCUGUCCUUCGUGCUUGGCUUUUCGAGCAUUUUCUUCAUCCUUACCCCAAGGAUUCAGACAAAAUCAUGCUUGCUAAGCAAACCGGGCUAACAAGGAGCCAGGUCUCCAACUGGUUCAUAAAUGCUCGAGUUCGACUAUGGAAGCCAAUGGUAGAAGAAAUGUACUUGGAAGAAGUGAAGAAUCAAGAACAAAAUACCACCACUUCACAAGAUAACAAAAUCAAAGAGACCAAUAAGGUCUCAAAAUCAAGUGCUCCAAAUGAAGAGAAACAAGCAAUUAUUACUAGCAGCUUAUUGCAAGAUGGUACUACUACUCCAACUAUUUCAACUUCCCCUACUGCAGAUGCCUCACUUCAUCAUGCUCACAACUUCUCCUUCCUUGGUUCAUUCAACAUGGAAAAUACUACGACCACUAAUGCUACUGCUGAUCAUAUUGAAAACAACAAUGCAAAAAAGCCAAGAAAUGACAUGCAAAAGUUUUCUCCAAGUAGUAUUCUUUCAUCGGUUGACAUGGAAGCCAAAGCUAGAGAAUCAUCAAACAAAGGGUUCAAUAAUCCUUUAAUGGCAGCGUACGCUAUGGGAGAUUUUGGAAGGUUUGAUCCUCAUGAUCAACAAAUGACCGCGAAUUUUCAUGGAAAUAAUGGUGUCUCUCUUACUUUAGGGCUUCCUCCUUCAGAAAACCUAGCCAUGCCGGUGAGCCAGCAAAAUUACCUUUCUAACCAAAAUAUUGAGAUGGGAAGUAGGACUGAAAUGGGAAGUCAUUACAAUAGAAUGGGAUUUGAAAACAUCGAUUUUCAGAGUGGAAAUAAGCGAUUUCCUACUCAACUAUUAUCAGAUUUUGUUACAGGUAACCUUGGAACAUGAAUACCAGAAAGUCUCGUAUUGAUAGCUGAAAAGAAAAAGGAAGUUAGGGAUACUCUUAAAUUGUGUGAGGCCUUCUGACCCAAGUCGGAGGACCCAAUACAACCUAUCAUAGGAGAAAAAAAGGUGGAGACAAAAGUAACAGAAUUUUAAAGCACACUUUCUAGUAUGUAUAUACUUCUUCUUUUUAUAGUAGUAUAGAAAAUAAGAGAUUUUGUGCUUUAUUAGGUAGUAUAUAGAUAGAGUCUUUAGUAUAGGUUAUACUUCCAAUUCCCUGAGAAGAUUGAUACAACUAGUAUAUUUUUUUCUUUUGGGGUUGAAAUAGCUUGUUUGUAGUACUAUUUAAGUUAAUAUGGAAACUAGCUAGUAUAUGUUGUAAAGUUGUGAUAUUGUUUCCUCUCAAUUUGCAUACAAUUUGAAAUAUUUUGUACCUA